Aspergillus mulundensis is the source of this 951-nucleotide messenger RNA. RefSeq lists its product as uncharacterized. Lineage: Eukaryota; Fungi; Ascomycota; Eurotiomycetes; Eurotiales; Aspergillaceae. The transcript has 2 exons. The coding region runs from base 1 to 951 and encodes 316 amino acids. The record is from RefSeq and is a predicted model, not a curated record. Gene Ontology annotation, cellular component: cytoplasm. Gene Ontology annotation, biological process: protein refolding.
AUGCCUCCAACUGAACACGGCCGCACUUACUACGAUAUCCUGGGCGUCGAAAAAACCGCAGACGCCACCACUAUCAAAGCGGCAUAUAGAGCUUUAGCGCUCACGAACCACCCCGAUCGGAACAAGAGCCCCAAUGCGACCGCCGAGUUCCAGCUAAUCUCCGAAGCAUACGAGACCCUAAUCGACAGGCAUAAGCGCCAGCACUACGAUUAUGAUCUGAGCAAUAGCGCGAGCACCACCACCACCAAGGAUACCAAAAACAAUACCGGGGCUCACAGCGGCCAUGCGCAUUCCGCGCAAGAAAACACCUCCCACUCAUACCGGGCCCCACCGCCGCGCCCAAAGCCAAAACCGCAAAGACGAACACCGCCAACAACCGAAGCCGAGAAAGACGAGCUUCUCGCAACUCUAACAGCAGAGCAAGAGACCCUCCGCAAGCGCCGCACCGAAGCCCAAACAGAGCGCGACGCCGCGGAGCAACGGAUCGAGAAACUGGACUCGGAGCUCCGACAUUUAUUCACGGAUAUAUUUCACGUCGUUGGGAACCUCGAAGCUGAUGAGACGAGGGUCGCGAAAUUCGCGGCGAAGUAUCUACUAGGCAAAAAAGGAAGAGAGGAGCUUAGGGUUCAGCGGGAGGAGUGGGAGGCGCAGCUGGGUGAGCUGGUUAAGUUGCGGCGGAGGAAGGAGAGAGAGAGUCACGAUGCGUGGCUGAGGUCUUGGGAUCUGGGCAGGGAAGUUGAGGGGCUUGGAGACGAGUUGGAUGAUGCUAGAAGGGAGAUUGAGGGGGUUGAGCGUGAGUGGGCGGAGAAGGUGAGGAAGGAGGGGUGGAGGGCCGUUUGGAGGGGGGUUGGGAAGGGGAAGGGGAAGGGGAAGGGGGAGGAGAAGGGGAAGGAGAAGGAGAAGGAGAAGGAGAAGGAGAAAGAGAAGGAGAAGGAGAAGAAUUCGGGUUAA